AUGGAAUCAAAUUGUACCAUAUGUUUGGAUCAAUUCAAAUAUCCACUUGGAAAACCUGAUAAUUGUGAGCAUAAAUUUUGUUUCAAAUGUAUUAGUGAUUGGUUUAAAAAACGUUCACAAUGUCCACUUUGUGGCAUAACGCCCAAAUAUCUUAUUAAAAUUGAAGAAAAUGAGAAUGAAACAAAAGUACCAGUGAAAAAACGGACAGCAAAACAAUUUGAAAAUGAGCUUCUUGUCCGAGAACAAUUGGAAGAUCAUAGUGAAUCUGUGGAUGUAACCAUUGAGUAUGCAAAUUGCCGUUCAUGUAGACGUUCAGAUAAUGAACAUUUACUGUUACUUUGCGAUGGUAAUGUUGGUCGAAAUGCUGAUGGUUCCAUGAUUCGCUGUAAUGUCGCCUAUCAUAGCUAUUGUUUACCGGAAAAAUUGGAACAAAUCCCGGAAGAUGACUGGUUUUGUCCAUUCUGUGCGAACAAACCAGAAAAUGCGAAGCAUCUACCGAAACAAACAAAUUUAAAUGUAUUGCCUUCAGAAGCUGGUACCAGUAAUUCAAUACUGCCAAAGGAUGAGAAAGUUGUUUGCCAAGACUCGAGAUAUCAUUCGGAUGGAAAUUCGAAAAAGGAUGAAGUGAAAGUAGAAACUACUGAAUGCAGUAGUACUACAGACUCCAAAUCAAUAGUUAUUCAUGGUGCUUAUGGAGAUUCAGAUGCGGAAAGUGAAUCGAUCGAAAGUAACUGUAGUGAUGAAAAUAGCGAAUUAUAUUCAGAAACUGAUGUAACUGCUGAUAAUUAUGAUGAUGAUGAUUAUGAAGAAACAGAUUUUGAUAAGAUAACAGGAUCUAGCAAUGAAAUAACGGUUGAUGAUUCGGAAGCAGAAAAUACUAAUGGCAAGUUAAUUCUGUUGAAGAAUUAA
Messenger RNA from Loa loa (African eye worm), 909 nucleotides. Its product is annotated as PHD-finger family protein. The record is from RefSeq and is a predicted model, not a curated record. The coding region runs from base 1 to 909 and encodes 302 amino acids. The transcript is spliced from 2 exons. NCBI's taxonomy places the organism in Eukaryota, Metazoa, Nematoda, Chromadorea, Rhabditida, Onchocercidae.